AGUAUUAAUCAAAACAUGCAGAAUCCAGACCUUACCUCCAAAACAGACAGAAUCAUGGACCGGUUCACCUUCAUAAAGGCAAUCAUGGUUGCAGACAAGGAAGACGGAGUUGAAAUAUUCGAAAAUAAGAGGCUUAACGAAGAAGAAGCAAUCAAUGACCUUGCAGGAGGGAUUUCAGCAGUCCGAUAUGCAAUGGCAGAUAUGUGCAAUACUAUUCUUGACCAAGAGGUUAAAAGCAUAGUCAUCAAAUUUGACAAACUCACUGUCUUCAAAAGGAUAUUAUACUCUAAUAUCAUCCUCAUAAUCAUAUGAGACACUAAGGGGUUGGAUAUUAGUGUUCUCUAUGACCUCGGAGAUGAGAUUGAGGAGAACUUCAAGAGCUUAAGCAAAAUCAUAGAUGAAAUAUAAACUCAUCUUCAAAUUAACCAAAGUAUUUAUCCCUAACUCUGUCCGUAU
This is a messenger RNA of Moneuplotes crassus, 456 nucleotides long. The record is from the annotation of a GenBank genome assembly. Lineage: Eukaryota; Ciliophora; Spirotrichea; Euplotida; Euplotidae.